UGUUGUGUUAGCUUCUGCUUGGCUGCCUAGUCUGUUAGCCCCUAAUAACAUAAUAAUCGGGAUUUUUAUUUCGACUUGUGGUUAUUAAAUAAAACGUACAAUUACACACGUAACUCGCGCCAUGCCGGUGCUGUGCUACUUUACACCGGCGGAGUAGUCAGCUAAAUAAGCAAACUGGCAAGGUGCAGAAUGAAAGCCUUUAUUCUCAUGAGACGGAGAAGCACUCAUGGAUCAUGUCUCUGAUCCUGUUCGCCUUCGUGGUGCGACUGAGGGAUGGACUCCCUCUUUCCGCCUCCACCGACUUUGAGCACAACCGAGAGCUGCAGGAGAGGAAGCAGCAGCUCAGGACCAUCAGCAAGACACUGGCCCUCUUCCCAGACAGAGCCGCGGUCAAGGGCCAAGAGCUCAACAUAUACUUGGUGUCUUCAGAGGGCGUAACCUACAUGAGCGUGUGCCACUGCAGUAUUCCCAUUGCGAUGGCCUUCUGCUUCCUGGAAGACCUGCGCUGGGAAUUCACAACCUGCUACAAUCACAGCGUUGUGUCACUGGCAGACAGACCAUAUCCAUUUUUGGAAUUUGACUGCACCAUUCAGAAGCUGAAGCAGCAGUACAACCACCGGGGUGGCCCGGCUCUGCAGGUCACCUUGACGGAGGUCCAGGAGGACCUGAGGCUCCGCCCACCACAGAUUCUCACCGUGGAGGAGGUUGAGAUCACCAACGCUUCUGCAAACGGCCACGUCCCACAAUCGGCCGCCUCUGGCCAGAUUGUAAAACUGGAACCAGUGACGGGGCCUGGCAUCCUUUCGCUGGUCCUCAACAUUAUGUGUGCAUCCUUAAAUGUCACCCGUGGCGUACACCUCAUAGAAUACACAUUCCAGGAUGACUACAACAGCGUGUGGAACAUCAUGGCUUUCCUUGUGGCAUUCCUUUGCUGCCUGCUUCAGUGCCACCUGUACGUCUUCCACUCCCCGCGAAAAGCAGCCAAGUCCCUGGGCCUGCUGAGCGCCGUCAUCCUAUGCAACGUCUUCCUCCACGGGCUGAGGAACGCCUGGCAAAUAGCCUUCCACAUUGGUGUGGCCUCGCUGUCAACUGCGCUCAUCCUCCGACGUAAAGUCCAAGACAGGAGCAACGACUGCGGAGUCUGACGUGUCAAUACAUUAUGUUUCUAUUGCACCUUUUCUACAUUUUAUACAGGGAAUUUCUGUCUCGCGCAACACUUUGAAAGCCAAAACGUUCAGCUUGAGACUCAAGUGAGUAAGUUUUGACCCAAACAUACUAAUAUACAUAAUAAAUUGCCAUGACAUCAACAUGAGACUCAAGUGAGUAAGUUUUGACCCAAACAUACUAAUAUACAUAAUAAAUUGCCAUGACAUCAACAGCUACUUUACGUAAACAACAGAGAACCUUAAUUUAAUACAGUAAUCAUGAUUGAAAAAUCCAUUUGCCUAGAAAAAAUACGAGCCCCUGGACACCAAUUCACCAAUCAACACAAAAUUCGGUGGACAUGUCUAUCCUGACACUAGGCAUGAAAAAAAUAUCAUGGAGCCAUGCCAGAAAUUGAAAAGUAAGAUUUGAUAAAAUUUACACAAAAUAGCUGUUUCAAACCAAAAUGGCAAAGUUGCUGUUUAUUUCCAGGCAUUGUUUCUUGAGACUUGUUCGUGGGUCCUGUAAUGAAAAACAUAUUUCACCCAAUUUCGUGUCGAUAGGUGAAACUGGUGAGGGGCUAUUUUUUUCAACUUUCAAGGUGAGAGUUGGGGGUACGUGUUGGGGACCCCUAAGAUACAUACAUUUUCACUAAGAUACAAUUUUGUGUUUUCAGGCAUAUUGGGGCACCCAAAAGGUGAUUUAUUAGUCUGAGGAAUGCUAAGGAUUAUGAAAGCACUGAUUUGAAGGGUUGAAUCAUAUUUCUUAACGUAUUGUUUUUAAGACAAUUGCUGCUUAUCGGGGGCUCAGCUUCCAAUUAUUUAAAUGUAUGUUUUCUUUGCUUUUUUAUUCUAUCUCUAUAUUCGGAGUUUAUAAAUAUACAUUACCGGUAUAUCAUUUUAUUGGGAUAUUUGUUUAAAAAUUUUAAAUGAAGGCACAUUUAGGGUAAAGGAGUGAUUGUUGAAUUGGAGAUGUGUUGUAUCUAGUCUGUCCUUUUCACAGAGCACUGGCAGCUAUUUUUGAUGAAACCAGUAUUUUUUCAGACAAGGAAGACUUUAUUGUAACGAUAAAAUGCAUCGCCCUUCCACAUUGUUGACAAAAGAAACUGAUGCCCUCAAUGUUCUAAGCCACGUAACAAAGAUUUGUAACAUUUUUGCAAUAAACUCAGCUGUCUUGAAUUAUUGGCAAUUUAACUGUCAUUUCAUCAAUAAAUCAUGUCUUUUAUUUUGUA
This is a messenger RNA of Phyllopteryx taeniolatus (common seadragon), 2374 nucleotides long. RefSeq names its product SEC22 homolog C, vesicle trafficking protein (gene sec22c). Lineage: Eukaryota; Metazoa; Chordata; Actinopteri; Syngnathiformes; Syngnathidae. Gene Ontology annotation, biological process: endoplasmic reticulum to Golgi vesicle-mediated transport. The record is from RefSeq and is a predicted model, not a curated record. Bases 234 to 1145 code for a protein of 303 amino acids. The transcript has 7 exons.